Messenger RNA from Penicillium hordei, 264 nucleotides. RefSeq lists its product as uncharacterized. The transcript is spliced from 2 exons. The coding region runs from base 1 to 264 and encodes 87 amino acids. The record is from RefSeq and is a predicted model, not a curated record. Lineage: Eukaryota; Fungi; Ascomycota; Eurotiomycetes; Eurotiales; Aspergillaceae.
AUGGUCGGAGACGGCCGUGGAGCAUAUCUAGAACAUGGCCCUAUGGUCUUGUACAGUGUGCUGGAUUAUGUAUUUUUCUUGUCAGAGCUGGGAUUACAUAGAAUUAGAUACAUACACACUGAAUCGCAUUCAGGACAUUUCCGCAAGGACGACAUGCGUCUACCCAUGAAGGAUAUAGGGGACUACCUGGGUACCCAUGCUUCAAAAAAGUCAGAACAAGCACCAGCUAACAAUGCAUUUCUCUUUACAAUACGACGCGUUUAA